Messenger RNA from Ruditapes philippinarum (Manila clam), 264 nucleotides. Its product is annotated as snaclec agkisacutacin subunit A-like. The record is from RefSeq and is a predicted model, not a curated record. NCBI's taxonomy places the organism in Eukaryota, Metazoa, Mollusca, Bivalvia, Venerida, Veneridae.
UUUUAGGGACGUUCUAACAGCCUUGCGGUAUGAAGAUUGUAGCAUUUUUAGUCGGGUUUUCAAGCCUCGUUCUGGGAGCCAACGCAGAUUGCUGUAAAAAUGGCUGGCUAUCAUAUGAGGGACAUUGCUACUACAUCGGUUAUGAAACCCUUUUGACAUUCACUUCGGCGUGGGCGUACUGUGACAGUCGGGGCGCCUACCUUGUGCGGCUUGAGACACCUGGCGAAUAUUUAUUCGUGAAAGAAUAUUUGAAGAAAACUGGAG